AUGAGCUUGCAGCUCUUUGCUCUAUGCCCAUUACCCUUUUGGUCCAACACAAUUACCAAUACAAGCUCCAGAACUACCACAACAGCAACCUCUUUCUACCAAAGUAAUUCCAUUCCUACCCGUCAAUAUUGCCAUACGCACCCUUCAGCUAUACUGUUAGAAAACUGCACUUCAAAGAAAGAGCUUUAUCAGAUUCUUCCCCUUGUCAUCAAAAACGGUUCUUACAAUGAGCAUGUGUUUCAGGCUAAGGUUAUUAGAUUGUUCUGCAAAUUUGGCGGUACCAGUGAAGCAGCUUCUGUCUUUGAACAUGUUGAACACAAGCUCGAUGUGCUUUACCACACUUUGCUCAAAGGGUAUGCAAAAAACUCAAGUUUGGAUGAUGCCUUGUCUUUCUUCAAUAGGAUGAUCAGCGAUGAGGUUAGACCAGUUGAGGGUGAUUAUGCUUGCUUGCUGCAGUCGUGUGGAGAGAAUUUGAACCUCAUAAGGGGUAGAGAGAUUCAUGGGCAGAUAAUAAUUAAUGGGUUCGGGUCCAAUUUGUUUGCCAUGACUGCUGUUGUGAAUUUAUAUGCCAAAUGUAGGCAGAUUGAUGAUGCGUAUAAGAUGUUCGAAAAAAUGCCACAUAAGGAUUUAGUUACUUGGACAACAUUGGUUGCGGGAUAUGCACAGAAUGGCUUUGCCAAGAGAGCAUUGCAUUUGGUUUUGCAAAUGCAGGAAGCUGGCCAAAAGCCUGAUUCUGUUACAUUGGUAAGUGUUUUACCGGCUAUUGCAGAUAUGAAGGCUUUGAGAAUUGGAAGGUCUAUUCAUGGUUAUGCUUUCAGAUCAGGAUUUGAAUCACUGGUUAAUGUUUCAAAUGCACUUCUUGAUAUGUACUUCAAAUGCGGGUCUGCAAGGAUUGCAAGGAUGGUUUUCGAGGGGAUGAGUAGAAAGAGUGCUGUUACAUGGAAUACAAUGAUUGAUGGUUAUGCGCAAAAUGGUGAAUCUGAAGAUGCCUUUGCAACUUUUCUGAAGAUGUUGGAUGAAAGGGAGGUACCCACGCGUGUUACCGUGAUGGGAGCUUUACUUGCUUGCGCUAAUUUGGGUGAUCUUGAAGGAGGGAGGUUUGUUCAUAAAUUAUUGGAUCAGCUGAAACUCGAUUUUGAUGUGUCAGUUAUGAACUCGUUAAUAUCCAUGUACUCUAAAUGCAAGAGAGUUGAUAUAGCAGCCUCAAUAUUUAAUAAUUUGAAGAAGAAAACAAAUGUCACUUGGAAUGCCAUGAUAUUAGGAUAUGCACAAAACGGGUGUGUUGAGGAGGCUUUGAAUCUAUUCUGUAUGAUGCAAUCUCAGGGCAUUAAACUUGAUUGCUUUACAUUGGUAGGAGUAAUUACUGCUCAUGCAGAAUUCUCAGUCAACCACCAGGCUAAGUGGAUUCAUGGACUCGCUAUAAGAACUUAUAUGGACAAGAAUGUCUUUGUUUCCACUGCUCUUGUUGACAUGUACGCAAAAUGUGGAGCCGUCAAAACUGCAAGAAAGCUAUUCGACAUGAUGCAAGACAGACAUGUGAUAACAUGGAAUGCAAUGAUAGAUGGAUAUGGGACACAUGGCCUAGGAAAAGAAGCUCUGUAUCUCUUCAAAGAGAUGCAGAAGGGAGCUGUUAAGCCAAAUGAUAUAACAUUCUUGUCUGUAAUUUCAGCUUGUAGUCACUCGGGAUUUGUGGAAGAAGGUCUCUUCCUCUUCAGAAGCAUGAAGGAAGAUUAUGACUUGGAACCUACUAUGGAUCACUAUAGUGCCAUGGUUGAUCUCCUAGGUCGUGCUGGUCAGUUGGAUGAUGCAUGGAAUUUCAUCCAGGAGAUGGUUGUCAAACCAGGGAUUUCUGUCCUAGGUGCAAUGCUAGGUGCAUGCAAAAUCCAUAAAAAUGUAGAGCUCGGAGAGAAGACUGCAGACAAACUAUUCGACUUAGACCCAGAUGAGGGAGGGUAUCAUGUGUUGCUUGCGAACAUAUAUGCCUCUAAUUCAAUGUGGGAUAAAGUAGCCAAGGUGAGAACAGCCAUGGAGAAGAAGGGGCUCCGCAAAACUCCAGGCUGCAGUGUGGUGGAGAUGAAAAAUGAAGUUCAUACAUUUUACUCGGGAAGUACCAAUCAUCCUCAAUCCAAAAGAAUCUAUACUUUUCUUGAGACUCUUGGAGAUGAGAUCAAGGCUGCUGGUUAUGUGCCCAAAACCAAUUCAAUUCACGAUGUAGAAGAAAACCUGAAGCAACAAUUGGUCAGUAGCCACAGUGAGAGGCUUGCUAUUGCUUAUGGACUUUUGAAUACAAGCCCGGGCACAACAAUUCACAUUAGGAAGAAUCUAAGAGUUUGCGGUGAUUGCCAUGAAGCCACUAAAUACAUUUCACUCGUGACAGGGAGAGAAAUUAUAGUGCGUGAUUUACGUAGGUUCCAUCAUUUCAAGAACGGAAAUUGUUCUUGUGGGGAUUACUGGUGA
Molecule: messenger RNA, 2457 nt
Organism: Sphenostylis stenocarpa
Lineage: Eukaryota; Viridiplantae; Streptophyta; Magnoliopsida; Fabales; Fabaceae
Source: the annotation of a GenBank genome assembly